Molecule: messenger RNA, 2157 nt
Organism: Clonostachys solani
Lineage: Eukaryota; Fungi; Ascomycota; Sordariomycetes; Hypocreales; Bionectriaceae
Source: the annotation of a GenBank genome assembly
AUGGAACAGGCACCUUCACUAAACCCAGACGACUCAUUGGCUCCGGCCCCGAAGCGCCGGAAGCUCCGCAAGGGCACCUCGAGCUGCUGGGAGUGCAAACGCCGCAAGGCCCGGUGCUCCUUUUCCACAGCUGAUGGAGCAGUAGACACCGUCUGUCAUGGCUGCAAGCUGCGUGGCACACGCUGCAUUCCCCAGGAUCUUCCAGACCAGCCGGCGUCCGGUGGGAGCAAUCGCCAUCUUGUGGACAGGCUGGCCCAAGUCGAAGCCCUGAAUACUGCCAGGGAAGGGCAAAGCCAUGUUCAUACAACAAGGCCAGGCACUACUCAAACAACUAUAGCAGCAUCGGCCAAAGAAAACGUCCCUUCGACGGAAAAGUCUAGGACCUCUCCAGGAAAAUAUGAUUCCGUGUGCCGGGAGCUUCUCUCUGCAUGGCCAGCGGCACGAGACAUGGAAAUCAUCCUGGGCGCCCCUGUCCACACUUCUGCCAUGAUACGUGGUGCAAGCCUCACCCGGCCUGUCAACCCCCCCGAGAUGGAACUGCCAUCACCCGAGACCUUGCUCGAGCUACCGUCGCCUUCGUCUCAUCCGGUAUUGAUUGCCCGGAAACUCCUCCUCCUAGCCACAUUCCUCCAAGGCAUACCGCCAACAUCCUGGGGGCAUCUCGAGAAUCUCAGGGUAAGCCGGCGGGAACUCAUGGCCGGUGCCGUUUCCAAGGCCCACCACCUCGUAACCUCAAACGACGAGCUGGUCGCAUCGAUUGAGGGCAUCGAAUGCCUCAUGCUCGAGGGCCUCUACGAGUCGUACUCUGGUAGCCUCCGACCAUCAUGGCUUGCGACACGCCGUGCUGUGACCAUUGCCCAGAUGCUGGGCCUUCACCGAGGCGUCAGGCCGACGUCCUUGACGAGUGCGGCCUUCAAGCCUGAUCACGUCUGGUUCCGGCUGGUUCAGCUGGACCGCUACCUCUCCAUUAUGCUGGGGCUACCGCCCAUGUCUGUUGACGACAGCUUCGCCAAGCCAGACAUUCUGGACACUUGCACACCCGAGGAACGAAUGCAGCGUCUAAACUGCGCCGCUGCAGGACGCCUUCUGCGUCGCACGCCCACAGACGCGGUAGACCCAGCCAAGACGAAGGAGAUUGAUAACCUGCUCCAAGACUCGUCGGCAUCACUGCCGCCUCAGUGGUGGCUAACCCCUACAUUGUCCUCGUGCCACGGCCAGAUGGACACGAUCCGCGAUACCCUGCGCUUCAACGGCCACUUCAUGCACUACCAUAUGCUGGUUCACUUGCAUCUCCCGUACCUCCUGCCCCUGGAAAGCUCACGCGACCACGAGUAUAGUCGCAUGGCAGCCAUCUCUGCCAGCCGCGAGAUCCUGUCUAGGAUUGCCAGCUUUCGCACUUUCCGGCCAACUGGGUACUACUGUCGCGGCGUGGAUCUUCUCGCCUUCCUCGCCUGCACGGCACUUGGGCUUGCUCACAUAUGUGAUCAUAGCCGUCGGAGGACUGACGAUGGGGGGUUUCUUUUCCUCGUACACCAGCGAUUGAGUGAUCGUGGUUUGCUGGAACACACAAUGCAGUACAUGUCGGACAUGGCGUGUGUGAAUGACGAUGCCAUUGGAUCAAUGGUGGCCACCUUACUGGAGCAUCUCCUGGCCAUCGAGGAGGACGCAGCGGCCGGGUCGAGCUAUACGGUGACUUCGUGCAUGGACUCUGAUGUGGAGAGAGAGGAAGAGACCGGCGGCAGUCAUUUCAAAUUGAGUGCAGAUGGUUCCGUAUUGACUAUUCAUCUCCCCCAUAUAUGGGUCGUCAAGAUCGAGCGCGGUCCUGGCCAAAAAGGACGACUCCCAACCAAAACAAGCCGUGAUUCCAGCUCGGCACCCGAGCCCGCGGAAUCUACGGCUCAACGCCGACUAAUCUCGAAUCAAGCUCGGGAAGUGCAGCAAUCUAAAAUACUUUGCAGUCCCAUCUUGCAAAACCCUUCUUUGGCGCAGCUCAUGCCCUUUGUCACGCGUGAUCAUCUUGCCAAGGCAUCUCAAGGAACUGAAGAUGGAGGCUUGGACUUUCUACUACCGAUCCAGGAGCUGAAUGAGAACGAAGGUGUGGCCGAAGAUAUUGACAUAUCGUUCUUUAAUAGCUUCAUUCAGGAAAUGCCAGUCUAG